This is a messenger RNA of Podarcis lilfordi (Lilford's wall lizard), 13054 nucleotides long. The record is from the annotation of a GenBank genome assembly. NCBI's taxonomy places the organism in Eukaryota, Metazoa, Chordata, Lepidosauria, Squamata, Lacertidae.
AUGAACUUCACUAACUACCAUCUCCCUUCCAGCUAUGGUGAUAUGGUCCCGAGCACCAUUGCAGGGAAGAUCUUCGGUUCCAUCUGCUCUCUGAGUGGGGUGCUGGUCAUCGCCCUCCCUGUACCUGUCAUCGUCUCCAACUUCAGCCGCAUCUACCACCAGAACCAGCGGGCAGAUAAGCGGCGAGCUCAACAGGUAGCUGUGCGGCCAGGCGGAAGAGAGAAGGCGGAAGGGCGAUGGGAGGAGGGGGGGAGGGAGGGAGGGGAGGGCCACACCUGCCUCUCAUUCCAUACACAGUCCUCCAUCUCUCCCCCUUGCAGAAGGUUCGCCUGGCCCGGAUCCGCCUCGCCAAGAGUGGCACCACCAACGCUUUCCUUCAGUACAAGCAGAACGGGGGCCUCGAGGUAUGGACCACGCAGUUGCACGCUCAACACUGGUUUUCUCGGCUGCUUUGGGCUUUUCUUGGAAAGGAAAAGCGGGACGUAAAAAUAGAGGCGGCUCCAUCAGGUGGCUCCAUUAGGCAUUGGCCCACCAACCGGAAGUCUGCCCUCAGCCAACCCCUACCUGCUUUCUUGCUUACAUCAAGGCUGCGUUGGCCUCCUCCUCAGUCUUAGUUGUCCUUAUAGAGCUCAGCAGGGAGAUGGGUGGGGGCAGAGCUAGAACUGGUUGGCCACAGGCUCUGCCUACAAGUCCUGGCCAAGUCCUAGCCACGAUGCCCUAGUUUUCUCUGCACAGGGGAAUCCCUUUUAAAUGCGAAAACAGUCAAACUUGCAUCACCCAGCUAUAGCCUGAAGUACUUGCAUCCCAAGUGAUUUUUCUGAAUGUGCUGAUUGGCUCUAAUGUGGGCAUGUAUGCACAUGCGCCUAUACCCAAAGUGUGCCCCGAUGCAUAGGCACUUGUCACCUAUGAGAGCCAGUGUGGUGCAGUGGUUCAGAGGAGUGGACUCGUAAUCUGGUGAACCGGGUUCAAUUCCCUGCUCCUCCACACGCAGCUGCUGGGUGACCUUGGGCUAGUCACACUUCUCCGAAGUCUCUCAGCCCCACUCGCCUCACAGAGUGUUUGUUGUGGGGGAGGAAGGGAAAGGAGAUUGUUAGCUGCUUUGAGACUCCUUAAAGGUAAAGGGACCCCUGACUGUUAGGUCCAGUCGUGGACGACUCUGGGGUUGCGGUGCUUAUCUCGCUUUAUUGGCCAAGGGAGCCAGCAUACAGCUUCCGGGUCAUGUGGCCAGCAUGACUAAGCCGCUUCUGGUGAACCAGAGCAGUGCACGGAAAUGCUGUUUACCUUCCCGCCGGAGCGGUACCUAUUUAUCUACUUGCACUUUGACGUGCUUUCGAACUGCUAGUUUGGCAGGAGCAGGGACCGGGCAAUGGGAGCUCACCCUGUCGCCGGGAUUCGAACUGCCGACCUUCUGAUCAGCAAGCCCUAGGCUCUGUGGUUUAACCCACAGUGCCACCCACGUCCCACUUGAGACUCCUUAGGGUAGUGAUAAAGCGGGAUAUCAAAUCCAAACUCCUCCUCCUCCACCUGUAUGUUGGUAUUCAAGCCAUAGCUUCCCUCAGAACAGAUCUGUUGAAAUGUAUGGACAUGACUCUGAUUUCAAUAGGUCUGCUCUAAGCAGAGUCCUCCUGGAUCAUGUCCAAGGCCCACCUGGUCCAACAUCACAGCAGGGAAUCAGAUGCCGGUGGAAAGCGCACCAGCAGGACCUGAGUGCGCCAGCGCUCUCCUCAUUUACGAUACCCAGGAUGUCGUAUUCGGAAGCAUCCUUCCUCUGACAUUGGAGGCGGAACAUAGUCAACAUGGCUUGUAGCCACUGAUAGCCCUGUCCUUCAUGAAUUUGUCUAAUUCUUAAGUCAGCAAGGCUGGUGGAACCUCCCUGUUUAUUGCAGGAGCAAAUUCCAUCGUUUAACUAUGCGCUAUGUUUUACUCAGUGUUUUACUUUGUUGGAUAGCACCCAGUGCUGCCAACUGUGGGAAUCAAAUGUGUAUGUAUGUAUCUGUCCUAUUUAUUUGCAUACAUAUAUAUUCCUGCCUUUAUGUUCCUGGGCAAACACCCAUCCAGGCGUUGAGCCAGACCUGCUUCCCUUCAGCAAGGUGGCGGUGGCCUCAUGCGCCUUCAGACGGUCUGCUUCAAUUAAUUGGCGCUCCUCUCUUUUCCUCUACAGGACAGAGACCCUGAUGCUCACGUCUUGGCUGUGCGAAACCGAUCAGCCUUUGAAAUGCAACACCAUCAUUUGUUGCACUGCCUGGAGAAAACUACCGUGAGUAGCAGCAGAGGGUGCAAAGGAAGGAAAGGGGUUUGGACAACACAAGUGGAAGAAGCUAGACUUAGUCACUGUGAGGAGCUUUUUGGAUGGCCAAUGGAAUCUGAUUUCGAUCCAGGAUUGCCUAGAUCUGACGCAAAGGAACCAGUGACCCUCCAAAUGUUGUUGGACUCCAACCCCCCUCAACCUCCGCCUCCCCCGCAGUCCAGCAUGCCUUAGUAAUAAUAAUAAUAAUAAUUUAUUAUUUAUACCCCGCCCAUCUGGCUGGGUUUCCCCAGCCACUCUGGGCGGCUUCCAACAAAACACUAAAAUACAAUAACCUAUUAAACAUUAAAGCUUCCCUAAACAGGGCUGCCUUCAGAUGUCUUCUAAAAGUUUGGUAGUUGUUCUUCUCUUUGACAUCUGGUGGGAGGGCGUUCCACAGGGCGGGUGCCACUACCGAGAAGGCCCUCUGCCUGGUUCCCUGUAACUUGGCUUCUCGCAGCGAGGGAACUGCCAGAAGGUCUUCGGCGCUGGACCUCAGUGUCCGGGCAGAACGAUGGGGGUGGAGACGCUCCUUCAGGUAUACUGGACCAAGGCCAUUUAGGGCUUUAAAGGUCAGCACCAACACUUUGAAUUGUGCUCGGAAACGUACUGGGAGCCAGUGUAGGUCUUUCAAGACCAGUGUUAUAUGGUCUCGGCGGCCGCUCCCAGUCACCAGUCUAGCUGCCGCAUUCUGGGUUAUGGAUGACAGGAGUUGUGGUUCAAUCAUGUCUGGAGGGCCACAAGUUCUCCAUCUCUGUCAAGGUGUUUUGGGGGUUGUUGUUGUCUUUUAAAAAAUGAUGAUCAUCCUGUUGAGUAUCCUUUACAACUCCAACAUUCUACACACGAAUUCUGUACCAAUUCAAAAACCAGAUUCUGCAAUCCGAAUAAGUUAUGCGAAUGGCUGUUCUGCGUCAUCUUUUCUCCUCGGAACAAGGAUUACACCCCGAUCCUUGUUCACCGAAUACCCUUCAGACAGUGGAUUUCCCUACAUGGCUUCAAAUGCAACUCUGCGGCCAUAAGAAAAUCAGCUGAGACUCUUGGGAUGAUGAAUUCUGCCUCUGACUCAAAGUUCCUUGUUUGUGUAAUGCCACGCAGCAGAGCCACAGAAUACGCACAGUCGUGAUGGCGCCCUUAUCUAUGUCGUGACGCAAGCAGGAACGUACAUGAUGUGGGGCCCAGCUGUAAGAGUGAAUGCCCGCACACCAACCCCCUGACAUUAUUUUCUCUCUCCCUCCCCCCCCCCCAACAGAGUCACGAGUUUACGGAUGAGCACUCCUACAGCGAGUUUUGCCUGACGGAACCCCUGGGCUACCGCACCAGCCGCAGCACCUCCCUCUCCUCCCAGCAAGGCGGCAAAGGGGGCCUAAGCACCUCGUGCUGCCCCCGCCGGACCAAGCGCCGCACCACCCGCCUAACCAACUCCACCAUGUCAGUGAGCCGCACCAGCGCUCAGGAGCUCGAUACGCUAAACAGCCAGAAAAGUGCUGCCCCCCAGAGGUAAGGGUAAUGUUUGCAUGCCGUCACACCUCGCCGUGGGAACGAGAGAUCGGCUCUGAGCUCGUCCACACUUCUGCUUGUGCUGUGCCUAGAUAUCAUGGGUUUCGGCGGUUUCCCCCUUGCACCUCUCAUUUCCCAGGGCAAAUCCACUCUUUAGUGCUCAAAUGGAGCAAAUGUCUCUCUGGAGAAAACCCAAAUUGCCAUUUGUUCUGAUUGAGCACUAAAGAGCAGUUUUCACGGGGUGUAUGGGGGAAGCAGCACGACAAUAAGUGUGAAUAAGCUCUAUGUUACAUUUGAGUAGUUCCUUUCCCACGUGCGAGAUUGAGCUUUGGCCCUGUAGCUUAGCUGCAGGGGGAUAUUUUAUAGGAGAUUAAGGAGUCACAUAAAAGGAGGCUGUAUAUCUACUGCAAUCUGGUCUUUAGCAAAGGUAAGUUAAGAUAUCCUAGAAAUAUUGCUGGAUCAAGGAACAUUGCCAGUUGGAUAAAUUUAAGACACUUAUUUUUCUUUUUGCAUAUGGGUCCAGAAGGGUUUCUCCUGCCCCAUCAAAUGUCAUAGUAGUACACAAACUUUUAAGUUUUGCUGGUCAGGAACCAAUUCCUCACUUCCUACAUCAAACAGGUCACUGACCUCAGAGGAGGGAGCUGCAUCAGUUCAAGUGAAGAGUCCUCCUGGGCUUGAGGAUUGGGAACAGGAGAAUGUUAAUGCAUGAAAACAGAAACAGAGAGACCACUGGUUCAGAGGUGGGUGGAGGGGGGAAAACUCUGACUCUGGUCCAUCUGUCAAAUGCUGGCUAAUUUUUAGUGGGUCACCCUGCCUGAUAGGUCAGCAUACCCAGGGAAUCUGGAAGAGGAAGAGAUGAAGAUGCAAUUCCUGUUUCCCCACACAGCAUGCCAUGAGCUCUCACUGGCACCAACAGAGGGUACUGUCUUGAUGAGCCUGCAUAGUUUGAAGCCACCAGUUGCGUGUCGAGACCCCGAAGACACCCCCUCAUUGGGAAAUAACACACACAAGGACACGGAUAUUAGGUUAAUGUUAUUGGGCAAAUUUUGGCCACAACUUUAUUGAUUACAGAAUGUGAGCGGUAUUGGCUUAGGCAUUGCAUGGACCCGACUAUACCUGACUCCUGCCCGAUGCGCAGGAAGUCCAGUAAGGGUAAACCACCAGAAGGGGGAGCCCUGUCGAUGCGUACCAACUUGAGCUCCCCCUGGUGUUCACGUUGGGGUCGUGUCUUGGCCCUAGCCCCCGACCCGGGCUUCGGACAAGAUCGACACCCCUGAUGCCUUUAACAGAAUACCCUUCAGCUUGGAGGGGCAGGUGAUGGCCACACCUCACCUCCCCCACACAAGGUCAAACAAUGCCUAACCGCAACCCUAACAAAGUUGUGACAAUUGUUAUGAGGUAGGCGAAAACCAAGUGGCCAGUGCCAAUUUGCCAAGUGGAAAAAUUCCUACCAGGCCCCUCAAUGGCGACCAACCGAGGUCCAUAGCAAAGCUAUUGCCUAAAACCUGCAAAUUAGGGAGGGAGGGUGAUUGAGGAAGUGAGCCAAAGAGGAAGCCCUCCUGCGUGCGCUUCUGUUUAAAUGGUCCCGGCCACACACCCCUGGCCAGCGGAUUGGCUGGCCGGGCUCUGACGUGGCCUGGAUCCCCCGGGCAACAGGGAACUAAGUCCCCCACCCCUGGAGGGGAGGGGUGGCCAUGCGGUCCACCACAACUCCUCCCCACGGGGAAGUGGAGCGGAUUUCCCACAGCAUCUGCACUGGCUGCGUCCAGGUCCAGGCUGCUAGUGAGGCUGGCAGAGACCAGGGAGCUGUCGAUAUAAUGUCUGUUGGUCCAUUAACUGCGAAGGAAGCAAUGCUAUCCUCCUGCCACCCACAGCACCCAGUAGCCAGCCCCAGGAGGAAUCCAGUAGGCGCCAGGGCAGCGAACAACAUAAAACACUGAAAUAUACAGUGAACCAAUAAUAUUAGCAAGAAUAUGAGGCAGCAGCUGAAAACACACAGCAGACUAAGUGGAAAUACAAAAAUUUUGUGUUUGUUACCUGUCCUGCGACUUCAGGUGGUCCUCAUGCCCACAACUCACUGACUGGCUUUUGUAGCUUUCAGGGCAAAGAUCUCAACCUUAUAACUAUUAUUUCCUUUUGUGGGAAGUCUGCCUCAUAAUUCCCCUCCAGAGAGAGAGAGAGAGCGCUGGGCCUGCUCUGCUCUGGCAUUCCCUGUCCCCUAAAAGCCCUGCCUUUGUGGCUUCCAACAGAUUCCCGAGCCUUCGUUGCCUCAGCAUUUGGGGCCCCUCUUAAUUUCUUCUUUAAAACCCCAUCAUCUGUGUGAUGCAACCCAGCAGCAAGUCCUAACUAAUACUAGGCUGAAAUUAUCUUUCCACCACCCUUCCCGUUUUUGCAAGAUUUUGUGCCCCCAAGAAAGCGAUGGUAAGGGAGGUUCAAGUUUCUUUUACAUUGGGGGGGGCAGUUGGCUUUCCUUAGACAGAUGCUCAAAGGUUUAUUUCCCCCUGUUUUAUAAGUAAAAAAUAAAGGCUGAUUGCCAGCCCUAGCAGUGGCAAGGCUCUCCACAGCCUACUGACUGCAUUUCCUUAGGCAAAUUGUCCCUGGGAAUGCGGCUGCGAAUGCGCAUGAGGCCAAGGCUGCAGAGGCAAAGGGCUGUAGCUCAGGAUAACAACAUGCAUUUUGCAUUCCAAAGGUCCAAGGUUCAAUCCCUGAUAUUUCCAGGCAGGGCUGGAAAUGACUCCUGCCUCAACCCCAGAGAGCUGCUGCCAGUCAGUUGCAGACAAUACUGGGCUAGAUGGACCAAUGGUGUGGCUCAGUUGAAGACAACAUGGGAUGUUCCUUUGUUCUGUAAAGGGUAAAGGGACCGCUGACCAUUAAGUUCAGUCGUGACCGACUCUGGGGUUGCGGUGCUCAUCUCGCUUUAUUGGCCGAGGGAGCCGGUGUACAGCUUCCGGGUCAUGUGGCCAGCAUGACUAAGCCGCUUCUGGCAAACCAGAGCAGUGCACAGAAAUGCCGUUUACCUUCCCGCCAGAGCGGUACCUAUUCAUCUACUUGCACUUUGGCGUGCUUUCAAACUGCUAGGUUGGCAGGAGCAGGGACCGAGCAACGGGAGCUCACCCCGUAGCGGGGAUUCAAACUGCCGACCUUCUGAUCGGCAAGUCCUAGGCUCUGUGCUUUAACCCACAGCACCACCCGCGUCCCUCCUUUGUUCUAGAGCUUUGUUAUUGCCUUGUGCAGCAGCAAGGCUUCUUUUUAAAGUUUAAAAAGGGGUGGAGUAGAAACAUAUCCCGGGCCAUUUCAUCUAACAUAAGGUACAUGUAGCCUCUUAUGAAAUAUCUGCAGUGUUUAUGGAGGGGAAGUUUCUUUUGUCACACUCCCUCCACAAAUUGCUUGAAAACAAUAUAUGCAAGCAGUUCCGUAAUUGCUUAUCUAGCUAAUAAGAUCUUGCAGCAUUUGUUUAACUGCAGAACUGAACUAGUGGCACUUAUAGGGCGACCGCACUGAAAUUAUAACCAGCUCAACUGUGUGGUGAGAGUAUUCCUAGGCUUUCUUCUUCUUCUUCUUUUGACGGAAAUUUUAUGGCCAAUUUACUAACAAAACCUGCAGCAGCUCUGCAGCAGCGGGACUGGUGAUUUCAGAGUAAAUGAAAAUAACAUACGGUGGCCCAGGAAAAGUCAUCAGCAAUACGUAAUAGUAGUGCUGCAAGACUCAGGUGUGCGAGCAAAGGGAUGUUACGUUACAUAAGAAGUGUCUCAUCUUUCAUCUCUGAAAUGUUGGUAAAUAUGACUUCCUCAUGCAAUCUCCAGCAACGGUAGGAAAACCAUUGGAGAACCAUAUCCUCUACUUGUGGGUUUUCUCUGCUAAAUGGAGGAGUCCUGGAAGGACUAUCCCGACAGAUUCCCUAGUAAACUAGGAGGUUUUCCCCCCUUCCCCUUCAGCAGGGAUGGGGGAGCCUGCAGGCCCCCAGAUGUUAUUGGACUCCCUUCAGUGAUUAUGGAUGAAGGAAGUCCAGAAACAGAAGCAUGUAAAGAGGAGGGUGACCAAGAUGAUCAAGGGUUUUAGAAACCAAGCCUUAUGAGGAACAGUUGAGGGAGUUGGGUAUGUUUAGCUAGGAAAAGAGGAGACUGAGAGGAAGUAAAGGUAAAGGUACCCCUGAUUGUUAGGUCCAGUUGCGGAUGACUUUGGGGUUGUGGUGCUCAUCUCGCUCUAUAGGCCGAGGGAGCUGACGUUUGUCCACAGACAGUUUUUCCGGGUCAUGUGGCCAGCAUGACUAAGCCACUUCUGUCGAACCAGAGCAGCGCAUGGAAACACCGUUCACCUUUCUGCCGGAGCGGUACCUAUUUAUCUACUUGCACUUUGACGUGCUUUUGAACUGCUAGGUGGGCAAGAACUGGGAACGAACAACAGGAGCUCACCCUGUCGCUGGGAUUUGAACUGCCGAUCUUCUGAUCGGCAAGCCCUAGGCUCAGUGGUUUAGACCAUAGCGCCACCCGCGUCCCUGAGAGGAGAUAGGCAUCUUCAAAUAUCUGCAGGACUGUCACAAGGAAGAGGGAACAUGCUUGUGGGGUUUUUUUGCUCUGGAGGCUAGGAUCCGAACCAAUGGAUUCAAGUUACAAGAAAGGAGAUUGACCAAAUAUCAGGAAGAACCUUUUGACAGCAACAGCUGCUCAAUAAUGGAACAGGCUCCCAAAAGUGGCAGACUCUCCUUUCCUGGAAGUUUCCCCACAGAGGUUGAAUGGCCACCUGUCAGGCAGUCUUGAGCUGUGAUUCCUGCAUUUCAGGGAGUUCGACUGGAUGACCCUUUAGGUUCCUUAUAACCUUACAGUUCUAUGAUUCUGUGAACCCUUAUAUAUAGUUUGGGUGCUUGCAGCUGCACAGCCCUAUUCUGGGCAUGUUUACUGGGAAGUAAGCCCCACUGGGUAUCCAGGACUGAAACCAUUUAACAAGGGAACUUACCGUAUUUUCGCUCUAUAAGACGCACCAGACCACAAGACGCACCUAGUUUUUGGAGGAGGAAAACAAGAAAAAAAAUAUUCUGAAUCUCAGAAGUCAGAACAGCAAGAGGGAUCGCUGUGCAGUGAAAGCAGCAAUCCCUCUUGCUGUUCUGGCUUCUGGGAUAGCUGCGCAGUCUGCACUUACUCCGUAAGACACACACACAUUUCCCCUUACUUUUUAGGAGGGAAAAAGUGAGUCUUAUAGAGCAAAAAAUACGGUAUUUCUGAGUAGAUGUAUAGGAUCACACUGCUAGCAUCAUGUAUAGGGCACUUCCAGAUGACCCGUUUAUUUGAGUAUAUCAAAGCAAGUACAGUGGUACCUUGGGUUACAAACGCUUCAGGUUACAGACUCCGCUAACCUGAAAGUAGUACCUUGGGUUAAGAACUUUACUUCAGGAUGAGAACAGAAAUCGCAUGGCGGCAGCGUGGCGGCAGCAGGAGGCCCCAUUAGCUAAAGUGGUACCUCAGGUUAAGAACAGUUUCAGGUUAAGAACAGACCUCUGGAACGAAUUAAGUUCUUAAGCAGAGGUACCACUGUAUUAUCCUACCCCAGGGGUCAGCAAACUUUUUCAGCAGUGGGCCGGUCCACUGUCCCUCAGACCUUGUGGGGGGCCAGACUAUAUUUUGAACAAAAAUAAUGAACGAAUUCCUAUGCCCCACAAAUAACCCAGAGAUGCAUUUCAAAUAAAAGCACACAUUCUGCUCAUGUGAAAACACACUGAUUCCCGGACCGUCCGUGGGCCGGAUUGAGAAGGCGAUUGGGCCGGAUCCUGCCCGUGGGCCUUAGGUUGCCUACCCAUGUCCUACACUUUCCAGUCAUUCUCUCCUUUCUUCUUCCUUAUCCUAAAGCGUCUGAUCUCCUGGGAAAGCAGGCUUGUCGUGUAAGAGUCCCUAUCAAGUAGAAUGGUGCAACCUGAAUUUGCUGAUUAUGUGAUUGAAUCCCACUUGAAAACAGCAGCAGUCUGGAUGCGCCCCAAGUUCACUGCCUGAGUGCCACUCCAUACACACGGUCUGCUGAUAAGAAAGUGGUGGGCUGGACCUCAUCCCAACACUGCUUUCACCUCCUUGGGGAGUCCCACCUCCUAUUUCAAGGACCACAGAUCUAAGGUUAUAGCGGAUUGCAAUGUAAAUGAGUCAGCAAUGUGGGGCUAUUGCAUUGGAGUGGAGAGAAGGCAAAGGCUUUUUUCUUUUUUGGAUUUUGGUUUGACAAAAGCAGGAAUGUGGUGAUAGAGGGCAGGGGCCACUGGCACCGCUAUCGUGCAAGUUUAAAUUUGUGCCCACACUUUCAAGAAUGAUUCAGAGGAAAAGUGAGACGGCGUAGGGUUUCGAAUGAAUGAUGAAUGAGGAACUGCCAAAGGAGCUGGACAUGAAUAGCUCAGGGAAAAGAAGAUUAAGGGGAAACUCAUGAAAGUGGCUUCAAAUAUCUAAGAGAGAUGUCAUGAAGAGGGAGAAUGACUGACUGCUUAUCAGCGCCCCGUCGGGAAAGGAUAAGGACUGGUUGCAGCAAAGGCAGGCGUGGCUUGGAUCUCUGAAAAUGUUUCCUGGUUGCAAGAACCUAUGGGUGACAGAACAAGCUGCAGAACUGGGGUAGAUUAAGUCUGAGGAGCUUUGUGAUUUGCACUGGACGACCUUUGACUGUUAAAAACCUCCUCUGCUCCCUCCGAGUAACCAGCUGAGCUGCUGCUGCUGCUAGAAAGGAACUGAGCAGUCAGUGGCUGAUGGACAAACACCUCGUGUGGAAUCUGUGGGAGGACUCUGUGCAUCAGCUGAAAGAGGAGGCCGAGGAGAGAGGGGUAGGAACCAGAGCAAGGCUGCACAGAGGACAAGGAUGGCUGGGUGAAGAGGGACUGGCAAACUGGAAUAAAGAUGGUUAGACAAGAUAGAGAGUCAAGGAAAAGAGGGAGAGGAUGAGAAUGGGGGGAAGCCACUUAGUAUCUAGUAGCUGUGCAAGAGACGCAGGCAGGCAAAGGUAAUGAGUCUGAAACCCAGGAAUCAAUGGAGCUGUAGGGUUGGAAAGGGACCCUGGCGAUCAUCUAGUCCAGGGGUGUCAAACUCAAAUUCAUCAGCAGUUUGGUCACCCUCAAAGGGCCGGUUGUAUCUGUAGGACUUACAGUACAGGAGAGAAGGGUUCAGGCAGCCGUUGGAUCUGUCACAUCACAGGAUGGCAUGCGCUCAAUAUAAAAACAAGUGGAGGUUUCCUGAAUGCAUGUAAAGUGGAGGUUUCCUGUGUAGAACGGCCGGCGCCUCAAGAGGGCAGACGUUCUCUGGCUUGUAGGCUGCCGCGCAUCCGCUGGAAAGGCGGCUUUCUUGUGUAAAACAAAAAAAAGCGAGAAUAAAAGGUGAAGGCUGGCGGCCGGCGGCGGCUACACGGGCCACAUGACGAGGUCUGGCGGGCCAGAUUCGGCCCGCGGACCUUGUGUUUGACACCCGUGAUCUAGUCCAACCCCCUGCAAUGCAGGAAUCUUAACUAAAGAUAGGUGACCAACCAGCCUCUACUGAAAAAACCUGCAAGGAAGGAGCAUCCACUACCUUCCAAGGGAGUCUGUUCCAGUGUUGAAAAUGGGGGAUUAAGCAGCUUUUCAGCUACAAGUCUCCAAUACUGUAUUGCUGAGCCGAACUGUAUUGCUUUUUCUGUGGCAUAUUUUAGAGGGCCUUUUCCCGAAGUGUGGAAUCUGCUGCCACCUGCUGGCGGAAGAGCUGCAGUGCCACACAAACAGUGGUCAGUGCCUGGCUUCAUGAGUGGCUAAGUGGAGAGAAUCAACUUUGGUUGCUGCCUCCUAUACUCCAACCAGACACUGGUCAUGUGAAGGAACAAGUAGCGUCCCCCACCCUCCCUGCUUGGGCUCAAACCCACCUGCGAGCUGCAUUCUUUGAUCUUUGAAACUGUUCCCCCUAACAUAACAGAUGUGUGGCAUCUGGCUAUAUCGGGGUGAUCACUGAUGAUGGACCAGCACUCUGCACAUGCUCCUUUGGGUCUGAAUAGAGACAAAGGCUUUCUUUUUUUCCAGCACAGCUAUCUGCUAACUCAGCAUUGCCAAACUGAUUGCUUUUUAUCACCCUUCGCUGCUGUUGUAAUCCCUUGCAUACUUUCUAGCUGGAACCAAACUGUUGCUAUCUGUUAUUUCUUUACAGGUAGGUAGCCAUGUUGGUCUGCUGUAGUCAAAACAAAAUUUUAAAAAUUCCUUCCAGGAGACCAACUAAGUUUGUUAUUGGUAUGAGCUUUCGUGUAUCUGAAAAAGUGUGCAUGCAUACGAAAGCUUAUACCAAUAACAAACUUAGUUGGUCUCUAAGGUGCUACUGGAAGGAAUUUUGUUAUUUUGUUAUUUCUUUGCAUUUCAUUCCCCUCUGGCUCUGCUGUUUGCAACUUCGAUUGUUUGUUUGCUUAUGUUUAUUUAAAUAUUUUACUGUAAACUGCCCUGUGAUCUUCAGAUAAAGAGUAGUAUAUACAUUUAAUUAGUAUUAGUCGUCGUAAUAGUAGUAGUAGUAGUAGUAAUGGUUAUAACCACACUCUAGGGCUGAACUUGGCUGGGGACUGCAGUUGCCGGCCCCUACUCUAAACCCUGUUCUCCAAGACAUUGUUUCCAAGAACAGUGAUGGGUUAUGAAACACGCUGGCCCAAGAACAGCUUGACUUUUGUAGUACAUGUGCAAAAUAUGUAUACGCAGAUCAGCAAAUAUGUGAUCAAUGCACCGCUAAAUGUAUUUAGUGGAAAUGGAUGAAAUGUUAAUUGUCAUAGGAAAUGGAUGGGACGAUUCCUUUUAAAAUAAAAGCAGUGCUGGGCUUCAGACCUCCCAGCAAAAUUGGAUGUUCCCUCCAGAUGCUGUAGGACUGCAUUUCCUAUCAGCCCUGGCUGGUAAGGUCAAAGGUCAGGGCUGAUGGGGCGAUGCAGACCAGCAACAUUGCUCUCUCCUGCUUCUGCAAAUCAUCCAAAGCACUCUUAAAUUAACCACCUCCUGUUUUUCCAGACUAUGUGCCAGAACGGAGCCUGGGGAAGGUGGUGACUACAGACCCCCCCAAAAGCCCCUUCCUAACCUUUCUUUCUCCCGUUGUCUCCCCUUCUUCCAGCCGCUCCAACCUGAACGCCAAGACCCACGACAACUUGAAGCUAAACUGUGACACCACAGACUUCACAGCAGCCAUCAUCUGCAUCCCCACCCCUCCUGCCAACACGCCGGAUGAGAGCCAGCCCCCGUCUCCCGGAGGCCCUGGCGGACCCCUGCGCAACUCCAGCCACUCCACCCCCUACAUACUGCACGAGACGGUCAAGAUCUCCUCCUUGUAA